AUGGUGGAUCCACAGACGGGGACCCGCGUGGAAUCGAAUGCUCCGGUCACAGCGCGCAAGUACCGUUCGAAAAGACAGCGACCCUGCGAUCUGUGCCGCAGCCGGAAAACCGUCUGCAAAGUCCUCAGUGGGAGUAGUGUCUGCGAAUUGUGUAAAAAACUGGGGAAGAGUUGCGCUUUCGUCUUACAGCCACUCCGAAAGCAGCCACCGCGGCCCCUACCCAGCGCGGGCCACCUUCAGACUCAUCCCUCACAAGACCGGAGAGCCUCUGGGAACACUCCAGAGGACCUAGUACGAUGCGAGGCACGCACUGUCGUUAAUGGGCCUGUGGAUAUUGCGUUUGAUGUCGACAUGUUCUUGGCCCCUGCGGCCACGGCUCAAACACCAACGUUCGACCAUCCAACUCCAUCGCUGAACACUAUCCACUGGCCGUUUCUGGAGUCUUUUGACGGUAAGGACCUGACUUUGCUCACGUGA
This is a messenger RNA of Penicillium lagena, 477 nucleotides long. Its product is annotated as transcription factor domain-containing protein. The coding region runs from base 1 to 477 and encodes 158 amino acids. The record is from RefSeq and is a predicted model, not a curated record. Gene Ontology annotation, molecular function: zinc ion binding; DNA-binding transcription factor activity, RNA polymerase II-specific. The transcript has a single exon. Lineage: Eukaryota; Fungi; Ascomycota; Eurotiomycetes; Eurotiales; Aspergillaceae. Gene Ontology annotation, cellular component: nucleus.